AUGCGUCCGAACCUGCUUAAGCGGGCACAAAGUUCGAACGCUCGCCAAGGGCUCAGCAAUCUAUUACAUUCCAGAGGCAACUCGCCGCACCCGCAACCCGAUACUAUUUCGGGCCUGAAGGUCAUCGAAGAGGAGACAUUGCCCAGGUACAAUGCCGAAAGCUUCUAUCCUGCACGUCUGGGAGAGGUCCUGAACGACCGCUACAAACUCCUCGUAAAACUGGGCUAUGGCAUGACUGCCACAGUCUGGCUGGCCCACGAUCUACAAGCUGCCGCAGAUGCUGGGAAUCGGAAAUACGUGACAGUCAAAAUCAACGUGAAUAAUUUGUCCGAUGAGUUUCUCCAGGGUCGUCGUGAAAUCGCGGAAAGGCUCCAGACAGCGAAUCCGAACCACCCCGGCUAUAACCAUGUUCGAUUCAUGCUCGACACGUUUCGCAUCAAAGGCAGACAGGGCGAGCAUCUGUGUAUCGUCUACGAUGUUCUGCGUGAACCCAUCGACAUGUGCAUGGAGAAAUUCCCCGGGCGACGGUUCAAUUCCGAGAAGCUUCGAAAGCUGUUGCCCGCCCUUCUCCUGGGCCUUGAUUACAUGCACAGCGAAGCACGGGUCGUGCAUACUGAUCUGAAAGCCGACAACAUUAUGAUGGGGCUUGGGGACCCGUCAGUUCUCGACCGGUUUGUACAGCAUGAGCUCGAGCAUCCCUCGCCGCGCAAGAUGCCGGACCACCACGGCCGCAUCAUCUAUACCUCCUGCAGCGACUUUGGUGAGGCUCCUUCAGACGCGGUCAUCGAGUCGGCCAAGAUCACCGACAUUGGCCUGGCUCAAUGGGGAGACGUGAAAAACACGAGACCCAUCCAGUCGAACGCGUUCAUGGCCCCCGAAGUCAUCCUACAGUGUGGCUGGUCCUAUCCGGCCGACAUCUGGAAUUUGGGAGUCAUGCUGUGGGACUUGUUCGAAAACUUCGGCUUAUUUGACGGUAUCGACACGCGGCCUGGGCAUUAUCGACCGGAAAAGCAUCUAGGUCUCAUGAUCGCCCUGCUUGGGCCACCCCCCAUGGAACUCCUGAAGCGGGGCGCGAAGACGUCAAACUACUUCGAUGCUCAGGGACAGUUCAAGUACCCUGACUAUAUAUCCAACGACGACCUCACCUUUGAAAGCUCCAUUGUGCGCUUCAGGGGAGAAGAAAAGGAGCUGUUCAUCGACUUCGCCAAGAAAAUGAUCACUUGGCUACCGGAGGACCGGUGGACCGCGAAGCAACUGCUCCAGCACCCCUACCUGACCAAAGAGCGGGAAUAUAUCCCCACCCCGGCCUUGAGCCGAGCGUCAACAGAGACAUUCGGCUCCCUGAUGCCGUCACGCGUCGGAACCCCUGGGCCUUCAGCACAUCCGUUAUCGUCAUGCAUCCAAGUGUCAACUCCCCCGGAGGAGCCGCCUGCUCACACCUCUCCGACCGACCCGCGCGGUGCUCCGCUGCAGAAAGCCGUUUCCAUCCCCCGUUCCCAUAUGACGACCUUGCCGUAUCAGCUGAAGAAAACAGACUCGGUUCUGAGCGAGAGCGCAAAGUCUACUGUUCCACAGUCGAACAAGUCUUCGCAGGACCUUAUCGACUCGAUCCUUAAAAGGGGAAAAGCAAAUCAACCUAAGCCCGCGGAGCCGAAUUGA
This is a messenger RNA of Capronia coronata CBS 617.96, 1659 nucleotides long. Its product is annotated as CMGC/SRPK protein kinase. Gene Ontology annotation, molecular function: ATP binding; protein kinase activity. The record is from RefSeq and is a predicted model, not a curated record. Gene Ontology annotation, biological process: regulation of mRNA processing; spliceosomal complex assembly; protein phosphorylation. Lineage: Eukaryota; Fungi; Ascomycota; Eurotiomycetes; Chaetothyriales; Herpotrichiellaceae. The transcript has 2 exons. Bases 1 to 1659 code for a protein of 552 amino acids.